Molecule: messenger RNA, 1574 nt
Organism: Eutrema salsugineum
Lineage: Eukaryota; Viridiplantae; Streptophyta; Magnoliopsida; Brassicales; Brassicaceae
Product: transcription termination factor MTEF1, chloroplastic
Exons: 2
Coding region: 99-1100 (333 amino acids)
Biological process (GO): regulation of DNA-templated transcription
Molecular function (GO): double-stranded DNA binding
Source: RefSeq, a predicted model, not a curated record
UCCACUCUUAUCCUUUUAUCAUUUUGUUUUCACAGGGCUUGAGAGAAAAAGAGAGAGAAGAGAGAAUCCAUGUAGUAAAAAGUGAUGUCUCUUGAACAAUGCAACAAGAAGCUCUCUCUUUCCUCUCCUCCACUUUCCCUUCUCAUCAUCACCACCACCAUCAUCAUUUUCCCUCGUUUUCUCGCCUUCGCUUCCACAAUUUUCCCGCAUUUUCCUUCAAACCAAACACCUCUUCUUCUUCUUCACUCUUCUUCCCUCCCAAAUCCCCAGAUUUCCCCUCUUUCCCUUCCACCUCCGAAACCCUAGAAUCUGACAUCCACGAGAAGCUCCUUUACCUCGAUUCCCUCGGAAUCGACUUCCUCACUCUAAUCAAUCGCCACCCUCCUCUCCUCUCCGCCGCUCUCUCCGCCGUCAAAUCCGUCGUCGAUUACAUGACCACUCCUCCGAUCAAUUUCUCCUUGCCCGAUUUCCGCCGCCUCGUCUCCAUGUGCCCGGAGCUUCUCACUAACCCUCUAACCUCCCACACAAUCCCCGUCAUCACUUUCCUCCUCCGUGAAGUCGGCGUCGACGGCGUCUUCGAUCUCCGCCAAGCUUUACGCCGUCGUCCUCGUCUUCUCGCUUGCAGCGUCGAUUGCCAGCUCCGGCCAACGCUCUACUUUCUCCAGAGAGUCGGAAUACUCGAUCCACACAAACACACUUACCUCCUCUCCUGCAGCGUCGAACAAAAACUCCUCCCACGAAUCGAUUACUUCCAGAAACUGGGUUUCUCUCGGCGGACCGCGACUUCGAUGUUCAGGAGAUUCCCGCAGCUUUUCAAUUACAGCAUCGCCGAGAACUAUGAGCCGAAGCUGGAUUACUUGAUGGGAGAGAUGGGAAGAGACGUGAGAGAGAUACUUGAGUUUCCUCAGUAUUUCUCCUUCAGCUUAGAGAAUCGGAUCAAACCGAGACAUCAGGCUUGUGCGGAGAAAGGAGUGAGAUUCCCAUUGCCGGUGAUGUUGAAGACGAACGAAGCUGGGUUUCGGGAUACUUUGGAGGUAUGUUGUGAUUCUUCUCCGCCAUUGAAGACCUCGCCUUUCUACUGUACAAAUAAAGAUUCUUGAUUUAUAGAGUUUUGCCUAGGACAAUCGAACCUGGAAAGCAAGUGGUACAUUUUGUAUUGAAUGAUUCUGAAGAACUCAAAGCUUGAAGAAACCAAGUCUCUGCCUACAUUUUGAGAGAGAGAGAGAGAUCAUUUCUUGAUAGGAGAAAGAAUGUUCGUAUACAAUGUUGAUGGUAUUGAUAGUCCAGUUGCAUGGAAUGAAAAAUGUUUUUUUGGUCUACUUAUUGUCGAUCCCGAGAGAGUCAAGUGGAUACUGGAACCACUUCAAAUAUCUGAUUUGCACAGAAUGUGGUUCUAGAAUUGGAGGCAAGAGGAUGAAUAUGUGUAACCGGGUCGAAUCUUGAUGAUCCAGAGCUUUAGUCCUUUGGUAGUUGGUGAAUCUAGACUUCUCUGUUUUACAUGAUUUCUUUUCUUUUGUGGGCAUUUGGUUUCUUUCUCUUAUGAUAUUUGAAAGGUAUAAUCCUUUUUUUUUUUU